Messenger RNA from Capsella rubella, 935 nucleotides. Its product is annotated as GATA transcription factor 7. The transcript has 2 exons. Lineage: Eukaryota; Viridiplantae; Streptophyta; Magnoliopsida; Brassicales; Brassicaceae. Gene Ontology annotation, biological process: positive regulation of DNA-templated transcription. Gene Ontology annotation, molecular function: sequence-specific DNA binding; zinc ion binding. Gene Ontology annotation, cellular component: nucleus. The record is from RefSeq and is a predicted model, not a curated record. Bases 102 to 836 code for a protein of 244 amino acids.
CGAACAAACAUUUUUAUUUUAUUUGUUUGGACUCGCUCAUCUUACCUUUAAAAUAAUUGUAGUGCUUUCGUACGCUUACACUUUACAGACAAACAAGAAAAAUGGAGUGUGUGGAAGCAUUACUCGCUGAUUUUUCCGUCGACGACCUUUUCGACUUCUCUAACGCCGACACUGCUUUCAUACGAGAAGAUGAGUCAUCUUCAUCUCAAAGAGAAGAAGGAGAAGAAGAUGAACAAGAACGUGACAAAGCCAAAAGCCUUUCCGACCAAAGUACUCAUCUUUCACCGCUCGAAGAUCUCUUAUCUUUUCCUAGGGACGACGUUCCAUCUGUCAAGGCUGGUGAUCUGGAGAACCUAGAGUGGUUAUCCAAAUUCGUGGAGGAUUCUUUCUCGGAAUCUUACUUGUCCGGUGAUUUUCCGGUGUCGGUGGAUGAGGCUCAGAAUCAGAGACAGUGUGUUCCAGCUAAACCCAGAAGCAAACGUCGCCGCACCAAUGGCCGUAUAUGGUCUCUGGAGUCUACAUCUCCCCUGCUACCCACCGCCGUUUCCGGAAAGAAGAAGAGAGGAAAACAUACGGCGGAGGUGUCGUCCGGUGACGGAGUCCAGCAGCGGUGCUGCAGCCAUUGUGGAGUAGAGGAAACGCCUCAGUGGAGAAUGGGUCCGUUAGGUGCCAAGACACUGUGUAAUGCUUGCGGCGUUCGGUUUAAGUCGGGUCGGCUUUUACCCGAAUAUAGACCCGCUUGUAGCCCGACAUUCUCCACCGAGAUUCACUCUAACUCUCACCGGAAAGUGUUGGAGCUGCGGCUCAUGAAAUCAGCGGAUCCGGGUCGGGUUUAACCCGUGGUUUUCACUAAAUUUAUCAGUUUCCAUAUGCAUAAUGUGAUCAGAAAGAUCGUAGGUUGUUUUCAGAUUCAUGAAUUUGAAGCUAUAUUGAAU